AUGGCCAUUCUAGAUACCGCUGAGAUAUUACAUCUCCCCAGAUGGUCACUCAUCGCCUCUAUUUUUGUUGUGAUCUGGAUACUCCGUUCCAUCUAUCGCCUAGCAUUCCACCCUUUGAGGACAAUCCCGGGACCCGUCAGCCGCGCGAUAUCGCACAUUCCCCAUGCGCAGUCCAUACUUAGCGGGCGCCUACCGUACGAUCUCACUUCGCUACAUGCCAGAUAUGGCGAGGCGGUGCGCAUCUCUCCAGAUAUGGUGUCAUUCACCGCACCUGAAGCGUGGACAGACAUCUAUGGCCAUGGACCCAAUCGCAACUUUCCAAAAUGGGGUAUGACGCGUAGUCACAAGACGGUCGACCACCUUUUAUCAGCCAAUAAUGCAGAUCACUCGCGGCAACGUAGAACGGUGAAUCACGCGUUCAGCGAAAAAGCACUGCGGGCUCAGGAGGGCCUUUUGAUGCGCUACAUCGAUCAGUUUACAAACGCGCUUGCAGCGCACGGUACUGCAGAGAUCAAUGUGAAAAACUGGUUGGAAUACACUGCAUUCGAUGUCGUUGGUGAUCUGGCGUUCGGCGAAUCAUUCGGUUGUCUCUCAAACGGCAGAUAUCACCCGUGGGUUGAAUUGUUGUUCCCUUUUAUCAAGGCAAUUUCGCUGUUUGGAGCGGCAAGGCUGUUCAAGCCGUUCACUCCACUCAUCAUUGCCCUUCUGCCCAAGAAGGACAUCAAGAGCCGCAUGCAGCACAUCAAGCUGAGCGCCGAGAAAGUCCAUAAACGCCUCGCUGCUGGGGAGCAGCCGCAUCGCUCUGACUUCUGGACGUACAUCCUACGAAAUAACGACGAAAAGGGUAUGAGUAUUGAGGAGAUGGAAUCGAAUGCCAGCCUCUUUCUCACAGGUGGAAGCGAGACUGUUGCGACAGCGCUGUGUGGAAUCAUGUACUUGCUGGCAAAGAACCCGGUGGCGAUGCAGGCACUGCGUGAAGAGAUCUUAGGGGCAUUUUCCAAGCAGGAGGAGAUAAACAUGAUCCGUGUAGGCGGUCUCAAAGUGCUGCAGGCUACAAUCAACGAAGGGAUGCGCAUCUACCCACCCGUUCCUGCAGGUCUACAGCGCGUCGUUCCCAGGGGAGGCGCAGUCAUCGCGGGGCGCGCCGUGGCCGAAGGCACCAUCGUCAACGUCUCCCAACAACCCGCGUACCAUCUCCCAAACAACUUCGCACACCCUGAGCGCUUCGCGCCUGAGCGCUGGCUUGAUCUCGCACCGUCCGAGUAUUCGAACGACAAAAGGGAAGUGUUCCAGCCCUUUAGCACAGGGCCGCGUAAUUGUGUUGGGAAAAACCUCGCCAUGGCAGAGAUGAAGCUGAUUCUGGCGCGACUCGUCUGGCAAUUUGACUGGCAGCUGGCUGACGACAAGUUUGCCCUUGAGAAGCAGAGGAUUUUCAUUAUGCGUGAAAAACCAGACCUGAAUCUCCGCAUGAAGUUGCGAGAGAUGUGA
Boeremia exigua is the source of this 1488-nucleotide messenger RNA. Its product is annotated as cytochrome P450. The record is from RefSeq and is a predicted model, not a curated record. The coding region runs from base 1 to 1488 and encodes 495 amino acids. Gene Ontology annotation, molecular function: heme binding; iron ion binding; monooxygenase activity. NCBI's taxonomy places the organism in Eukaryota, Fungi, Ascomycota, Dothideomycetes, Pleosporales, Didymellaceae. The transcript is spliced from 3 exons.